Messenger RNA from Stomoxys calcitrans (stable fly), 1754 nucleotides. RefSeq names its product 32 kDa beta-galactoside-binding lectin. Gene Ontology annotation, molecular function: galactoside binding; carbohydrate binding. The record is from RefSeq and is a predicted model, not a curated record. The coding region runs from base 695 to 1660 and encodes 321 amino acids. The transcript has 3 exons. NCBI's taxonomy places the organism in Eukaryota, Metazoa, Arthropoda, Insecta, Diptera, Muscidae.
UGAAAAAUAGUCAGUCAUUCAGUCAGCCAGAUGUUGGUUUGCAAAAGCCCCCCACGGGAAGCAGAACCUAAAAAGUAAACAAAUAUCAAGUGCUUCGUUGAUGGUUUACCAGUAAUGGUACACCCAUACCUCUGGUCUUGGGCUACCUCACUUCGGAUUCUCCUGCUGUUGCGUGCGUCUCAUUAAAAAGUGAAAAACCUUGGUAGCUUGCGUUUCGUUCUCCCUCAAAAAGACCACGACAGUUUAUUAAACACAUUUAUUGACUUUCUCACCAUUUUGACGAUUAGAUAAAAACCAAAGUUUAAUAAGCUGUGGACACCAACAAUUUUCUUCAAAAGCAAACGCAAUAUUCAACUGAUAACAAAUAAUUCUAGUCAAUAAUAUUGUAAAACAGAAAAACUACUACGAAAACAAAGAUACAAAUGCUUUUUUGUACAUUGUAUUUCACUCUUAUUCAGUAUUCAGUCAGAGUUCUCAUGGAAACUGUCGUAGCUAGCUAUUAAAUGCAAUAGUGCUUAGUUGAAACCGUGUGCCUGUUGUAGAGCAAAGAUCAAAAGAGGAACGAACCAUCACAUUGGAGAAUAAAUGCAUUUAACGCUGUUUGGAUAGAUUUAAUAAAAAAAACAAUAUUUACAACACAUCUGUUUAGAUAAACAGCUGUACACACACACACACACACGCACACACCUUCAAAAUGCUAACAGAUUUUGCGGGAAAUUUAGCUCAUCCAUUGGAGUUUGGUCAUGCAUUGGAAAUAGUAGGAAAAACUAUCGAUGGGGCUUCAAAAUUUAAUUUAUCACUAAUGACAUGUAAGUCAAUAAUUAACCCCAAAGCUGAUAUUGGCUUUCGAAUGUCCGUAUAUUUUCGUGAGAAUAUUAUCAUUCGAAAUGCACGCAUAAAUGGUCAAUGGGGCGAAGAGGAAGCGGAAGGCAUCUCCAGGUAUUCCCAGCCCAAUCCAAUACCAUCGGGAGACUUUUUUAUGAUCUACAUAUUGGCAUGUGAGGAUAAAUUUCACAUAUCCAUUAACAGUAUACCAUAUUGCACAUUUAAGUAUCGUUUGCCUUUGGAAUCAUUGCGUGCCAUCGAAUUGAAGGAUCAAAUACAGGCGAUAAAGCAAAUCGAUCAUCGAUCGGUAUUUCCAAAUCCGUGGCCGCCUAUACAUGCCAGUGAUUAUUUUAAAGCAUUUAGCAAUGAUGCCCCCAUACUUUUUAGUCCUGGCCAUGUCAUCGUUAUAACGGCAAGAUGUUUUAACAACAAAAAGGGACAAUUUAUAAUCAAAUUUAUGGAUACGGAUACCAAGAGAGAAGAGUUACACUUUAGUGUAAGGUUUGAUGAAAAGGUUGUGGUGCGCAAUAGCCAUAAUUCGAAAUUUGAAUUUGGCCAAGAGGAACGUCAUGGCCACUUUCCUUUUGUUUUCAAUCAACAAUUCAAACUAGCCAUAGCUUUUACGGAAAGCGAAUUUCUUACAGCAGUAGAUGGUUAUAACUUUUGCAGCUACGCCUAUCGCACUCCCAAUAUUCUACAGAAACUGGUGGGCUUUAAAAUUGCCUGCACCAAGGGUUUACAUAUGCAUGUAACUGGUGUGGACCAUGUACAAACGGGUAAUAGCUUGUGUAGAGGCUUUGAAGAGUUGACAAGAUUUGACAAGGAAUGUACCUAAUGUUGAAGGGGCAUUAUUUGUUGGUUUCCUUAUUAUGUUGUUUGUCUCUUUUUGUAUAUUAUUAAGCUUUGAAAAAUAAACUGAAUUAUUAACA